AUGAUGACGCGCUUCAAAGCCUUCCCCGGGGGCGUGGGGGGCAUGAUGCACGCCGUUCUCAGCUUCCAGGGGCUAACGUGGGAGGAAAUGGGCCUCAUUCGACAGAUAGCCCCGAAGAAGGGGGAAAGAAAGGACUUCAAGGACUUUGGGGGCGCGCCGCAGGAUCUGACGGCGGCCGAGCGAGUGCUGCUGCAGAUGAACCAAGUGCCCAGGUUGAAGGCCAAGUGCCGCGUGGCGCUGUUCAUCAUGAAAUGGGAGGAGCUCCGCAACGAGAGCGUGCAGGCGCUGGACACCGUCCAGGCCGCCUGCCAGGAGCUUCGUCGGAGCUCCCGCCUCCAGAGCGUCCUCUCAUGCGCCCUGACCGUGGGCAAUGCAGUCAACGAUGGAUCUCCCAAGGGCAGCGCCAGGGCCAUCACGCUGGAGUCGCUGGCUGCCUUCACAAGCUUCAAGGUCACAGGCAGCUCGGCGCCGUCGUCCUCCCCGCCUGCCCAGCCAGCACGCGGGCCCCUCGCCGGCGCCCCCCAGGCCAGCACCCAGGCCAGGACACUCUUGGACUUCCUGGCACGCGUGGUGAGGGGCCUGCCAGGGGCAGCCCACCAAGGGGCAGGGGGCUUCUUGGGUGGCCAGACGCCCAGCCUCCCCGCGGCCGCCCCUCUCCUCUCCGGAGGCCUCCAAGAGCUGGAGGAGGACGCCGCGGUCGGCCUGAAGAAGGCCAUGGCCGAGUACGCGGCCAUCUGUGGGAGGGCCUGGGUGGGGGGCCAGGAGGGGGGGGGAUGGCCGGGCGCGGCGGGCACAAGCGCAGCCCGGGGGGGGGAGGACGCAUUUGGGGCGCGGCUGCACGGCUUCCUGGCCAGCACGGAGGGAGCGCGGGGCGACCUGGCAGCCAGAAGGGCGGAUGUGGAGGCUGAAGUGGCCUCCGUUGCCGCAUGGUUUGGAGAGAGGCAGCCGCACCGCGCCCCCCAAGCCCUCACACUUCUCAUCACCUUCAUCACGCAGUUCGACGCCGCCUACGCCAUGACGGCCGCCUGA
This is a messenger RNA of Ostreobium quekettii, 1029 nucleotides long. The record is from the annotation of a GenBank genome assembly. NCBI's taxonomy places the organism in Eukaryota, Viridiplantae, Chlorophyta, Ulvophyceae, Bryopsidales, Ostreobiaceae.